This is a messenger RNA of Ordospora colligata OC4, 906 nucleotides long. Its product is annotated as protein kinase. The transcript has a single exon. The coding region runs from base 1 to 906 and encodes 301 amino acids. Gene Ontology annotation, biological process: signal transduction; peptidyl-serine phosphorylation. Gene Ontology annotation, cellular component: cytoplasm; nucleus. Lineage: Eukaryota; Fungi; Microsporidia; Ordosporidae. Gene Ontology annotation, molecular function: protein serine/threonine kinase activity; ATP binding. The record is from RefSeq and is a predicted model, not a curated record.
AUGACAACAGAGAUACGGAAUAUAAGGCUACUAGAGAAGAUUGCAUCUGGAGCAUUCGGAGAGAUAUAUCUUGGCGAGAACAUGGCAACGAAUCAGAAAGUGGCGGUAAAGCUUGAGAAGAAAUCCCAGUACGGACAGCUUAAGCAUGAGUAUGGAGUGUAUAAGGUGCUUGGAAGUCAUUGCACACCCAAGGUCUAUGAGUAUGGGAAGAUUUUAUAUGAGAAUGUUUAUGUGAAUGGGCUGGUGAUGGAAUUGCUUGGGAAGUCUUUGGAGCAACUGUUUGCAAGUACAAACAGGCAAUUUUCGAUGAAAACAGUGCUGAUGCUGGGAGAAAAGAUGGUUGAUAGCAUAGAGUAUUUGCACCACAGAAACUAUGUACACAGAGACAUUAAACCGGAUAACUUUGUGUUUGACAUACAAGGAGAAAGACUGUAUUUGAUUGAUUAUGGACUUGCAAAGGAGUUUAGAAAUCCAGCAACAUUCAAGCAUAGGGAGAUACAAACGGAUAAGUCCUUGACAGGAACAGCAAGGUAUGCGUCUCUGCGCACGCAUCAAGGAUAUGAACAGAGCAGAAGGGACGAUCUUGAAAGUGUUGGAUUCUGUAUGGUGUAUUUUUUGAAGGGAAGACUCCCUUGGCAAGGACUGAAAGCAAAGACAAAGCAAGAGAAGUAUGACAAAAUACGCGAGAGCAAGGAGAGUAUUUCUUUGUAUGAGCUGUGUAUGGGCUUACCCAAGGAGAUUCAUUCGUUCUGCUUCUAUGUGCGCAAUCUUGGUUAUGAAGAUAUGCCGAAUUAUGCAUACUUGAGAGCUUUGCUGGGUGAUGCGUUGAGACAGAGGGGAAUGAGGAAUGACGGAGUGUAUGAUUGGGUUAAAAAGGGCUCUUCAAUUGAUUUUGAAGUGUUGUAG